GAACCGCCAAACCAGCUGGCCGGGAAGGCGGGGAACAACCAGAAACCAAACGCAACGAGUAAGAGACAGCGGGAGAUUCCUUCCGGCGGGCGUUGUGGGGAAAAACGAGGAUCGUCGGUGAAGAAGUUCCGGAGACUUCCUCGGUCCUGAUUUCCCUGCCUUUCAAUUGUUCCUUCUACCCAUCACUGUAAGUGGAUCGCCUUCAUUUCUCUCCUUUUCUCGUUAACCCUAACAAAGAAAAUCUACAUUCCCGCCAACUUCGUCUUCCUCUUUCUCCUCGUCUAGGGCGUUGCUUGCUUAACUCUAAUGGUAGCCCCCGGUAGCUUGCUGAAGCUCGUCCCGUUGUUGUUUUCCAUAAUCGUUCUCCGAUUCCGUUUCCGACGAAUUAUGGUCGACAAUGUCUUUGCUGGGUGCUUAUUCCCACCCUCUUGCCUGAGAAAAUUCUGCUGCUUUUGCAUUUUACUUGCACGGCGGAAUGGCCUUGAAACGAGGAAAGGAGAGUGAAUGAUGCGCAGAAUUUAGGGAAAAAAGGGGAAGUGAAGGAAAAAUGCGCUGCUUCAAAUUUCCUCUUUUUGGAGUCGUGAUUGCCUUGGGGUUGAUCCUUGCAUGAGUAAGGCGAGGGCAUUGUAGUUUGUGGAAACUUGCAUUUGAUUGCAGUUCACACAUGGUGGUGUCUGGCAAUGCGUUAUUGGAUCAGAUUGUUUUCUCUUAUGCUCAUUAUCCUGCAUCACUGGUUCACCUAGGCAUCAAGACGUAGAAUAGCUGCAUUAUCCUGUUUUAUGAAUGCCUGUUAGAUAGCAUCCAAAUGUCAGCUGCACUUGUUUGCAUUGGAAAGAGACGAUCAUAGCUGCAAUUACGUAGUGAGAGGAACGGUCGCCGUAAGAAUUACUGCUUUUUGUUGUUAUUUUGUGGCAAACUGCAUCGGAUGGAACCGAAGUGGCUCAUAAUACAGGUAUAUUGGCUUGAUCAGAUAAGCUAUUAGAAUGUGUGGUUUGCUGUAAACUAAAAACUUCAGCAGUUUUAGUAGGCCAAAGUGUCAUGUCGUGCAUUUGGCCUGCAAUUCCUGUUUAGCUAAAGCUCUUUCAGGACCCUUAAAUCAGAACCUAGUGCUUUUUUAUUUUAAUGAUGAGACUGAGUACUGCUCUUUCUGUUUCAUCAUUGGAAUUUGGAAGAUCGCAUAUCAAUUACUUUUUUAUUUUAACUUUUCUCUGUUGCAGUCAGUUGUAAACAAGCAGUGAAGGGAGGAUUACUGGUCCCAUGUCAAAGAGAAAGCAUAGGCCUCGGCAUCCUGAUGAUUUGGUGGGCUAUCAAGAUGGCCGUCAGCAUGAACGGAACAACAGAUUGAGGCCCGUGCAGCAGCUUGAUCCUGCUGCUUUGGAAGAAGAGCUCGAUAUUCUAGGUAGAGAGACGAGGAGGAUAAUCUCUGAGAAUCAGGCCAUUAUCGAUGAUAAUAUUGCUCUUCAGAGUGAAGUGACGCGAACAAGCGAUAAGAUUCGCAGAUUGGAGGAAAGGAUACCUCAACUCCAGGCUGAAAAGGAGACCGAUAUCAGGGAGUUAAUUCAGACAGGAUUGAAGCUAGAAGCAGAGGUGCGGUCAAGGGAGCCCUUAAAGUCAGAGGUUAGGAAGUUAAGAGUAGAAGUUGAAAACUUGAGGGAUUCAGUAGAGGACUAUACUGCUAUUGUGGACAGUUUACAAGAAGAGGUUACAGAAGUAAAGUUGGAGAACGAGGAACUGCAUUCACUGAAAGCUGCUGUAGAUAUGAUGCACAAACAGCUUCUUGAUGCCAGGAAUACACUUGAGUACGAGAAGAGAGCGAAGCAUGAUCAAGUUCAAGAAAUGCAGCUAAUCGAGAAUAAUCUCACAUGCAUGCAUCAUGAAAUCGAGAAGCUAAGGCUUGAGCAGCAGCAGUAUGCAGGAAUAGAGGAACCUAGAUAUGAUGGUGGAGGCUAUCAAAGUAUGGAUCGAAGCUCUGAAACAAGACGCGAUGGCAGAUAUAGUGAUAGCUAUGAAGAUGAUCCUUGGGAAUUUCACAACCAUGGCCAUCCCCAGCGUUGACCCCCUUAUAGGCUAAUGGUUCGUUGACUUGCCACUAUUCUGAUUUCUUAACACUCCAAGGCUCAAAAGCAAUGUUGUAGUUAGUUUGGCCUAGAAGAAUCGCUAAAUUGCACCAGUUCACUACAUACAAUCGUUGCUGCAAAGCUAGUACACAAAUUCACAUGGCGAA
Messenger RNA from Linum tenue, 2224 nucleotides. The record is from the annotation of a GenBank genome assembly. Lineage: Eukaryota; Viridiplantae; Streptophyta; Magnoliopsida; Malpighiales; Linaceae.